Molecule: messenger RNA, 1314 nt
Organism: Desarmillaria tabescens
Lineage: Eukaryota; Fungi; Basidiomycota; Agaricomycetes; Agaricales; Physalacriaceae
Product: FabD lysophospholipase-like protein
Exons: 5
Coding region: 22-1314 (430 amino acids)
Biological process (GO): arachidonate metabolic process
Cellular component (GO): membrane
Source: RefSeq, a predicted model, not a curated record
AACACUUCUAACAACAGCCCCAUGAACUUGCUGUCGCUUGAUGGCGGCGGGAUACGUGGGGUGUCUCAGCUCAUCAUUCUUGAUGAAAUCAUGAAGCGCAUCCAAGCCAAGAAGCAAUUGCCUGAGGUACCAAAACCUUAUGAGUAUUUCCAUCUUAUUGGAGGUUCUGGUACUGGAGGUCUCAAUGCAAUCAUGCUGGGUCGACUGAAAAUGUCAACUGAAGAUGCACUGCAAAGCUAUAACAACCUUGCAGCUGCUGUAUUCAGCCCUGACAACCAUAAACCAUUCUACAAGGAUGAAAAGUUUAAGGCUAGUACCUUGAAAGCAGAGAUUAAGGAGAUUGUCAAGCAUAGCCAUGGGGGGUAUACUGGUGAUGAGAGUUUGCUUGAUCCAAAUGCAGAAAAGGACUCAAUUGGCAAUUUUGUCUGUGCUAAAACUACUGCCAAUCUGGAAUCUCCACAGCGAUUUCGGACAUAUGCAGGACUCUCCAAUCAAGGACCAGAUUGCAAGGUCUGGGAGGCUGUCCGAGCUACAACUGCUACUCAAAAGAUUUUUAAAUCUAUCAUGAUUGCUGGUCUAGGAGAGAUCAGUUCUUUAUAUACUGAUGCUGGUUUUGGUCAUAACAAUCCUUCAAAAGAAGUCAGAGAGGAGGCAAUUGAUUGUUCUAUUGGAGUAUUUCUCAGUGUUGGAACAGGUCAUCCAGGACCUAAUGGAUUUCAGCAACCAAGAGGCAUGAGGAAGUUCUUACCUCUUCUGCUAUUACAGACUGUCACAAAGAUUGCUACUGAUUGCGAGUCUGUCUCUUCUGACUUCACAAAACAGUAUGAUAAUAGUCCAGGAACAUAUUUUAGGUUGAAUGUUACACAUGGAACUGGAGUAUUGGAAGUAGAUGAUUGGCAGGAAGGAGGAGCUGUUAUACUAGCUCAUACAAGUGCCUAUCUGAGAGAACCCAAUACAUCUAAAAUAGUUGAAGGAGUUGUAGAAUGUCUCUGUUCCAGCCCUAAUAUGAAGAGAACCCAUACAUUAGGGACAUUUGGUAGGAUUUAUUUGUUUAGGAUUUAUAGGUUAAAAGCUAAUAUGAUUAUAGCUGGACAUAUAACUUCAGUUUCAAAGCCUUCCAUGACAUUUUUGCCAGGUUCUGUGCUACCUUUGUUUACAGGAUGUCAGCAAUAUCUGUCUGAGCUUGAAAAAUAUUUUGCUCCUCGUGAAAAACCAUGGAAAAGACGUCUUUUUCUACUUCAUGGAAUGGGAGGAAUUGAUAAAAGUCAGAUUGCUUUAAAGUUUGUGGAAAAUAUGAUUGAGUCAAAAGAGUAA